CACAACCACCCAAACUUAUGACUCCAAAAAAAUGAAGCCAUCCCAGGAGAAGAAUCAGCCUUUGCAAACUGCAGCAAUCAGCCCACCUCCAUCUGAGUUCCAUCCUCAGAAUUUUGAAGCCCUUCCACAAACUCCAUCUAGCACUUCCUUAAUCAAGAAAGAGAAGGACAAAAUCACCCAAUAUUAUGCCUCCAGAAAUAUGAAGUUAUCCCAAGUGGACAGUCGGCCUGCACAGUCUUCAGUGAUCAGCAAAUCUCCAACUGUGACCCAGCCUCAGAUAUUUCAGAGAGUUCCACAAACCACAUCCAGUAGUUCCUUAACCAAGGUAAGAAUUACCCAGACUUUUGACUCUAUAAAAACACAGCCCUCCCAAGAGCAAGGCCAGUUUCUGCCAACUUCAGACAAGAGAGAACAUCCAACUACGAGCCCUUCUCAGACUUUACAGAGACCUUCACAAACUGCAUUCAGCAGAUUUUUAUCCAAGAACAUGGGGGACAGAAGUACCCAAACAUAUGACUCCAGAAUGAAAAAGUCUUUUCAAGAGUGGAUUCAGGGUCUGCCAGCUUCAGACAUGAAAGAACAUCCAGCUGCGAGCCCCCCUCAUACUUUACAGAGACCUUCACAAACCCUAUCCAGCAGUUCCUUAACCAAGGGCAUGCAAGACAAGAGUGCAUGAGAGAGUUCUCAUCAGUGUGCAACAAAUGCUGUCCCAGACUGGACAUUGCUUAGCCAUGAUAUGACCUGUGUAGUCACUUGCCCUUGGCACAGAAGCCUAUAUCUGCAGUAGGCAGACAGGUGACUUGAGAAGAGGAAGAGCCACUAUUCUCCUAUCCAGUGUUUCAACCAAGGCCCAAGCAGCACGCUGACCCAGGCUUCAGCCUCCGGGACUACACCACACAUACCUC
Molecule: messenger RNA, 905 nt
Organism: Galeopterus variegatus (Sunda flying lemur)
Lineage: Eukaryota; Metazoa; Chordata; Mammalia; Dermoptera; Cynocephalidae
Product: probable serine/threonine-protein kinase samkC
Exons: 5
Coding region: 32-676 (214 amino acids)
Source: RefSeq, a predicted model, not a curated record